This is a messenger RNA of Drosophila teissieri, 878 nucleotides long. RefSeq lists its product as uncharacterized. The transcript is spliced from 2 exons. The record is from RefSeq and is a predicted model, not a curated record. The coding region runs from base 101 to 820 and encodes 239 amino acids. Lineage: Eukaryota; Metazoa; Arthropoda; Insecta; Diptera; Drosophilidae.
CAGGUAGCCCAGAGAUAAAAGUCAAAAACUUCACAAUUGCCACGGGCCAAAACACUGAGCACACUCACUAAAUUUCUCUUAUAAGCGCGUUUCCAAUACAAUGUGGAUGCAACUAGGCUGUCGUGCGUUUGUAAAAGGCGCCAAGAAAAGAACACCCAGGCGCAAGGAUGGUGACGCUGACAGUGAGCCAACGCUUAUUAUGGCCAUGGCCAAUGCAGACAGUCGCGAAAGAGGCAACAGCAACACAUAUUUGGCUCAUGAUAACGUUCAAUUACCAGCGGGCACAGAUAGCGUCUAUCUCUCCAACCCCUCGAUGAACGAACUAAUGCGAACUAUUCACAGUGCCUCCUCAAUGGAUUCAUUUAAACGCGUCAUUGUAUCAAAACGAAAUACUGCAAUGAGUUUUCCAGUUCCCAGUAGGACCACGACCCAUCUGCUGGCACCAACUAGCUGUCGUAUGGGAAAAAGUGGUUUAAGUUGCCAUCAAAGUGCCAGGCUUGUUCCAAAUGUAAUGCACCGAAGACGGUCUUUUGAUCACCGGUUGCAUCAGCAGCGAGUGAAUACGUCAGCUCACAGGCUGUGGAAAGUGCACUCAGAGGGUAAUUUCUUGGGGCCAAGGAAGCCGUGCUCCUCUGAAUGUGAAUGCACUGCAGACUCAGGGAACUGCGCAGAGAUGAUCUCUAGAGAUGGUCUGCAAGCGCCCGUUGUUGUUCCUUUGGAAAUCCCCACGGGUGGCCAGGAACUUUCGAGGAACUUGUGCUAUUGGAUUAGUUUGGCACACCUGCUAGUGGUGAUUUCUUGCCUGCGCGGACUCUUAUGAACAGAAAUGCAAAUAGAGCAAGUGUGAUUAAAAAAUCAAGUUUUUGCUCGUCUUACUG